Rotaria sp. Silwood1 is the source of this 1620-nucleotide messenger RNA. Lineage: Eukaryota; Metazoa; Rotifera; Eurotatoria; Philodinida; Philodinidae. The record is from the annotation of a GenBank genome assembly.
AUGCUAUUUAUCACUGUUUAUCAAGACUCAAUUAAAGCAGAAUUACGUUGUCGAUGUUUAAUGAGCGACCCAGCAUGCUGGCCAAAUAAAUUCGUUUGGCGAAAAUUUAACAAAUCAAUUGAUGGGCGAUUAAUUUUUGUACGACCGACUGCUGCAUUUUGUGCUGGUAAUCCGCCAAAUAUGGAGGUUUGUAAUGACGCUCGUUCUCAGUGGACAAGUGAUCUAGAAAACGUAACAUGUACUCAAGGAUCUGUUCCUCUAUAUGGAGUCAAUGCUACCACAGUUGAACAUGUUAUAGCAACGAUACGCUUGGCUAAUGAGUAUAAUCUUCGAUUAGUAAUAAAGAAUACAGGACAUGAUUAUUUGGGUCGAUCAACAGCUGCUGAUUCACUACUUCUUUGGCUUCAUUAUAUGAAAAAAAUGACUUUAGUUGAGAAAUAUAAAUCGUGCACUGGUGAAAUUGUCUCAAAUGCAAUUCGUUUAAGUGCCGGUGUACAAUGGGGUGAAGUUUACUCUUGGUUAGCGAAUUAUAAAUUAAUAGCGAUUGGCGGUAUAUCAAGUACAGUAGGUGCAGUCGGUGGAUACUUAUUAGGUGGUGGUCAUGGACCAUUGUCACGUUGGCAGGGAAUGGCUGUUGAUCAAGUUCUAGAAUUUGACGUUGUAACAGCUGAUGGACAACGUCGAAAAGUCAAUGCUUGCCAAAAUCAAGAUUUAUUUUGGGCUUUACGUGGUGGAGGUGGCCAGACUUUUGCUGUUGUACUCGGAGCAGUUUUGCGCACAUUUCCUUCACCAUCGAUGGUUAGUACUAGUUAUAGUAUUUCUGCAUCGAAUGAAACACGCUAUGCUCGUCUCAUUCGAGAUUUCGUUCGAUUAAUGCCAACAUUAGCUGAUAUCGGCUACUCCGGCUAUUUUUAUUUAACAGAUCUGAAUUUGAGUAUCUUAUUUUUUGUACCAAAUGGAGAUUUUCCCAUCGUUACUUCAGUCUUCGAUCAAUUCAUGAAUAAUAAUACCGAUUUACAAUUCCAUCUGAAUUUCACUUCUCUAUUUCCAACAUUUUACGAUUAUUUUGCAGAAAUAAUCAAGCCUUUAAAUGACAGCGGUGGUCAUGCUCUACUUGGCUCUCGUCUUAUUUCUGAGAAGAUCGUUCGUCAACAACCUGAUCAACUAGCUGAAAUACUUGUUAGAAUACGAGGGAGUUCAGAAAAUCGAUCCAUAAUAAGCGGACAUUUUGUAGCUGGUGGGAAAGUAUCCAAGAUAUUGGUAAAUAACAGUAUAAAUUCGGGGUGGCGUACUGCGCUUAUGCAGAUAAUUUAUGGACAAGGAUGGCAUGAAAAUACAUCAGCAGCAGAACAAAGAUCGAUUGCCUCAUAUCUACGAACACAAGUCGAACUUCUUGAAAGUGUGGCUGGUGGAACUCAAUCAAGUUGUUAUAUGAAUGAAGCUGAUCCUAACGAACCUAAUUGGCAACAGAAAUUUUUUGGUACCCAAGCGCAUUACAAUCGAUUAAAAUCAAUUAAAAAAACUGUUGAUCCGGAUGCUUUAUUUAUUUGUAAGAAUUGUGUCGGUAGUGAUGAUUGGUCUCCUGAUCUCAAUUGUCCGAAAAAUGCUCUGUCGAACUGA